Thunnus maccoyii (southern bluefin tuna) is the source of this 1498-nucleotide messenger RNA. RefSeq names its product protein Wnt-8-like. The transcript is spliced from 6 exons. The coding region runs from base 293 to 1345 and encodes 350 amino acids. NCBI's taxonomy places the organism in Eukaryota, Metazoa, Chordata, Actinopteri, Scombriformes, Scombridae. Gene Ontology annotation, molecular function: frizzled binding; cytokine activity. The record is from RefSeq and is a predicted model, not a curated record. Gene Ontology annotation, biological process: canonical Wnt signaling pathway; cell fate commitment; neuron differentiation. Gene Ontology annotation, cellular component: extracellular region.
UAUAUAUGACUCCGUCUGGUUUGUCAGAGGCAAUAGUCUGAUUCCGUUAUUUGUAUAUUGGUGCCCUGGUGUCAUGCAGCCUUGGGAAGAAAAUAAACUACCACCUAAUGCCACCCUUUGAAGUGCGCAUAAAGGCGUUUCCUAAAGCCACCCAAUCAGCUCUCUCGGACCUGGGGGGGACAAAGCACAAGAGCUCCAUUUGUUCUCCAUUCAAAUAAAAGAGAAAGUUGCAGCACACCGGCUCAAAAUAAGUAGAUCUUCUUCUUUGCUGGCUAUCCUUAGCUAUAUCGAAAUGGUACAUUCAUUAUUGUGGCUCCUACCUCUCCUAUACAAAAUGACUCCGGGACAUGCCUGGGUUGCAAGUAACUUUCUUAUGACGGGACCCAAGGCCUAUCUCACCUAUGCAAGAAGCGUGCAGGUGGGCGCACAGAGUGGGAUUGAUGAGUGCAAACACCAGUUUACUUGGGAUAGAUGGAACUGUCCGGACAGCGCAGUCCAGCUCAGAGGACUACGACGCGCCACCAGAGAGACGUCUUUCGUCCACGCCAUCAGUGCAGCAGGGGUCAUGUACACUCUGACCAGGAACUGCAGUCUGGGAGACCUCGACAACUGUGGCUGUGAUGUCUCAAAGAACGGGAAAAUUGGCGGACGUGGCUGGUUAUGGGGUGGCUGUAGCGAUAACGUGGAUUUCGGGGAAAGGAUUUCCAAACAGUACGUGGAUGCGCAGGAGACAGGUCAGGACUCCAGGGCUGCUGUCAACCUGCACAAUAAUGAGGCCGGACGUCUAGCUGUGAAGGCAACAAUGAAGCGCAUCUGCAGAUGUCAUGGCAUGUCUGAGAGCUGCAGCGUCCAAACCUGUUGGACACAGCUGUCCGAUUUCAGAGACAUUGGCAACUAUUUGAAAAUCAAGCACAGCCAAGCCCAAAAACUGGACAUCGACAAAAGGCGUAUGAGGGCUGGCAACAGCGCGGACAACCGAGGUGCCAUCGUGGACGCGUUCGGCAGUAUCUCCCAGACGGAGCUCGUCUACCUGGAAGACUCUCCAGACUAUUGCAGGAGGAACAGCAGCUCGGGGCUGUACGGCACCGAGGGCCGGGAGUGUGUGCAGCACGGAGAGGGUUUGACCCAGUGGGAGAGGAGGAGCUGCCGCAGGUUGUGUCAUGAAUGCGGCCUGAGGGUGGAGGAGAGGCGCACGGAGGUAGUGAGUAGCUGCAACUGCAAAUUCCACUGGUGCUGCAAGGUGAACUGUGACGACUGCUCUCAGGUUAUAGUCAAACACGUGUGCGCCAGGAGGGAAAGUGGUGAGGGACAUGGCUUUAGACGGAGAUAUCGUGGACCCAAAUAAUAAAGAUUUCAGUCUUCAUGAAAGUCUGUGAAAUAAGGGCCAGAUUUAGCUGAGAUUAAAUGUCUAAUGUUUGCACUUUUGUUUUAUUUUUCAGUGUUGUAUGUCUAUUUAUGAAUACUGUUUGUUUGAUUGAAAAUAAAUGGUUGAACUGGG